Messenger RNA from Triplophysa rosa, 7289 nucleotides. It is a transcript of the gene plekhh1, whose product is annotated as pleckstrin homology domain containing, family H (with MyTH4 domain) member 1. The coding region runs from base 613 to 4662 and encodes 1349 amino acids. Gene Ontology annotation, cellular component: cytoskeleton. NCBI's taxonomy places the organism in Eukaryota, Metazoa, Chordata, Actinopteri, Cypriniformes, Nemacheilidae. The record is from RefSeq and is a predicted model, not a curated record. The transcript has 28 exons.
CAAAAAGUGAUAGAGUCUGACCAGAGGGCUGAGAAAGCUGAGAAACAGUGACGUUGAGGUGUAUGUAACGAGGAAGGCAGGAUGAGAGCCGUGAGGGAACGGUGCGAGGCCGGUGACGCGAGUGAUAAUGAGUGUCAGCUGCGCGUUGCACCGGUAUCGCAUCUCUCACGGAGGAGCGGAAGCAUAAAAGGACGAGCAACAGGACUGAAGGACGAGAGAGGACCAGGCCUGGACAUUGUGUUAAGUUUUAUUUAUGUUUGUGUGGCCGGCAGUUGACCGUGAGGUAGCUGUUGGCCCUUUACUUUCAUUUGUUGUUUGUUUAUUUUAUUAAAAGUUUGGUUGAACGUUCGCCGGUUCCCGCCUCCUUUCUUCCUUACUUUGAAGAGUAUUACAGUGUAUUAUUCAAGCUAUUUUAAGGCAGGAAAAAAAUUUUGAUAGAUGGAGGAAAAAUUCACAGGAAAAAAAAUGUUUACAUAUGUUAUUUUGAUGGUCAAAGAUUAGUUUUAAAGGAUUAAAUUAUUGACCAGAGGGGGACUUUAAAUUAUAUCCCACACAGUGCAUAUUAUACAUUUGAAUCAGGAUGAUUUAAGAUUAUCAUUAUAGGUUCUUAUUAUGGAGGAGAAGCUCAAAUCUGCAAACAUGCAACCCAGCGAAUCAGAAAACUCCUUGUACAGACAGUAUCAAGAGUUGAGCAGUCAAAUGCAGGAGAAAGACAUGAUUAUAAUGAAACUGGAGGGGCAGCUGGAGAAGCAGAACUUGGUUCGUGCCCAAGAAGCCAAGAUUAUAGAGGAGAAGGCUGCCAAAAUCAAAGACUGGGUGACUUUUAAGCUACGAGAGAUGGAAACAGAGAACCAGCAGUUAAAGAAAGCAAAUCUAAAACAGGCAGAGCAGCUCCUCAUACUGCAAGACAAGCUUCAAACUCUUCUUGAAAGACCCAUGUCUCCAGUGCUGGAUGCCCAUCUGGUUCCCUCCAGCCCCCUACACCCUCCCAGCUGCCCAGGAACACCUCCUGUCCAGGAGGAAGGAUGGAGACUGACUGGGUCCCGCAUAGCUGCAUCCACAGAUGGCAAGAGAAAAUUGACUGAAGGCUGUGAUUCUGCUUUUCAUAGUGCAUCCUUACUUCCCACGUUACACGAUAAAGCAGACUCUCCUAAGUCUAGUCAAGAUGAGGUUGACACCUCAACUUUAGUAAAGGAGGGAGGAGAGGGGGCGGAGCUUUCUUUUGGAAUGACACAUGAGAGAGGAGACCACUUUUCCGAUGAACUCAACAGCAAAUUCCGCUCCCAGCGCCUCCGAUCCUCCUCGUCAUCCUCUUCUUCGUCCUCGACUUAUGAUACUCCGGAUCCUGGUGGCUUUGACACACCCACCCCAACUCCUAAGAGCCCUCCCCCCGCACCCCUCUCGCCUCCUUUAAUCCGCCUCCCACUGUCAAUCCCCUUCCCUAUGACCCUGCCCUCAGGCACCAGCAUGACCCUGCCCAAAGUGCGCACCCCUCUGACACCCCGGGACAGCAUCCAGUUAGUGAAAAAGCACCACAGUCAGCCACAGCCUGGCAUUGAGCGCUUCCACCAGGUGAACAUCAACAUUGAUAUUGGAAACAGCACCUCUCAGUCCUGCCAAAGUGUGGUUUUGGCUUCCACACAUAGGCUGGAGGAGACUGACAUUGAUGAAAGACCUCCAGAGAGCAUGGAGGGGGUGGUGGAGGGACCAGAGAUGGAAGAACUGUCUUCUGAUGGAUUUGUGUUUGAAGGGUUGGACAAGGAACUGGAGAUGAUGGAUCCAGAAACACUAAAACCACCUACUCCGCCUUUGCACAGAUUUCCUUCUUGGGAGAGCCGUAUUUAUGCAGUAGCUAAAUCUGGAAUGAGAGUCUCAGAGGCCUGUCUUGGAACCAAGACUAUUGCAAGAGUGUCCACCCAACCUCAACACGCUAUUGCUGGCCCCUUCUCCCACCUCAUUUAUAAGAACAUGAGCGUCCCUGUGUAUGCCACACUUAAAGGGAAGGCGACUCAAAUCAGCAGCGUCCCUCUCCCUGAUGAUGAUUCUGGUUCAGAGGACGACAGCAGUUCAUUGGCCAGUCUGCACACAUCCACUCUGGGGCCAGAUAAGAAGGGCAGCACCCCCGGUAGUCCUCGCGCUGUGAAAAGAGGUGUGUCUAUGUCCUCCAUCAGCUCUGAGAGUGACUAUGCUAUUCCUCCAGAUGCGUACUCUCUGGACAGUGACUAUUCUGAGCCUGAGCACAAGGUUCAGCGCACGUCCUCUUACUCCUGCGAGAGCAUCGGGCAGGAAACUCUAGAGAAGGCAGGUUACCUGCUGAAGAUGGGCAGUCAGGUGAAGGCAUGGAAGAGACGCUGGUUUAUACUGAGAAAUGGCGAGAUCUUGUACUAUAAGUCUCCAAGUGACGUGAUCCGGAAACCUCAGGGCCAAAUGGAGCUGAACUCCUCGUGUCAGAUAGCCCGUGGAGAGGGAGCACAGACAUUCCAGUUAAUUACAGAGAAAAAGACAUUUUACCUGGCGGCAGACUCUCCAAAUAUCCUAGAGGACUGGAUCAGAGUUCUCCAGAAUGUUCUCAAGGUUCAGGCCAGUGGACCCGUUUCUAUGGAUAAGGAAGCCAAGCCUACAGUGCGAGGCUGGCUUACCAAGGUAAAACAUGGGCACUCAAAGCUUGUGUGGUGUGCUUUGAUUGGAAAAGUGUUCUACUACUACCGUAACCAUGAUGACAAGUUCCCAUUGGGUGAGCUGCGUAUUCGUGAAGCACGAGUAGAAGAAGUGGACAGGUCAUGUGAUUCUGAUGAGGAAUAUGAAGCAGGUGGGCGGGGCUUCCUAUCCUCUCACUUCACAAUAGUGGCUCAUCCCAAGGAGCAAAGUCCCACCUACCUGCUCGUUGGCACUAAACAAGAAAAGGAUACGUGGCUGUACCACCUGACUGUUGCGGCAGGCAGUUGUGCAAGUUUAAGAGUGGGCACAGAGUAUGAGCAGCUGAUUGGCAAGCUGCUGGACAUAGAUGGAGACCCAGAUUCAGCCCUGUGGAAACGUGGAGUGCUCUGCUUCAGUAAGGAGGGUCUGCGCUCCGCCCUCACCACGCUGCCUUCUGAAGCACUUCAAACGGAGGCUCUCAAGCUUUUUAAGUCAUGUCAGCUCUUCAUUAAUGUGCUGGUGGAGUCUCCCUCCAUAGACUACCAUACUUCGCUGGCCCAGAAUGCACUGCAGGUGUGUCUAACACAUCCAGAGCUCCAGAAUGAGAUGUACUGCCAAUUGAUCAAACAAACCAACUGCCGUACCCCUCACAACUACUCCCUCACACAGUGCUGGCAGCUGUUAUCAUUGUGUGUGGCUCUCUUCCUGCCUCAACAUCACUUUCUUUGGUACCUGAGACAGUACCUGCUUCGCAACGCAGAUCCCAGAACUGAAGUUGGAAAAUAUGCUGUGUACUGUCAGCGGUCAGUGGAGAGAACGUUACAGAACGGCGAGAGAGCGGCCAAACCCUCACGGAUGGAGGUUUUGUCUAUUUUGUUGAGAAACCCUUAUCAUCACUCUCUGCCCUUCAGCAUACCUGUGCACUUCAUGAACAACACUUAUGAGGUUGUAGGUUUUGAUGGUUCUACCACAGUAGAGGAAUUCCUGAACACAUUGAAUCAGAGGACGGGUAUGAGGAGGCCCCAGAUUUCAGGUUUUACGCUAUUUACUGACGACCCCUCUGGAAAAGAUCUGGAACACUGUCUGCAGCCCAGCUAUAAGAUUUGUGACGUUAUCUCCAAGUGGGAACAGGCUUUGAAAGAACUUCAUCCAGGGAAAUAUGAAGGAACUCGGAUUGUCCGCUUGACUUACAAAAGCAGGCUUUGUUUACGAGCCCAGGCUAAGGGAGAAACCGAACGAGAGCGCCUCCUGCUGGCUUAUCAAGUAAAUGAAGAGGUACAACAAGGGCACUUUCCUGUCAGUAAGGAGCUGGGCCUGGAAGUAGCUGCGCUCAUGGCACAGAUUGAGCAUAGUGAUCUAGAUCGAUCUGCAGUGUCUCCUGCUAGUUCUCCUCAGUCGAAGACCCAACAGAUACUUCUGCAGGUGCUAGAGCGCUUUUACCCCAAACGCUACAAGCAAGAAUGCAGCAUGGAACUUCUCAGGGACCUUGCAGAGCGUUUGGCCACUAAGUGGUCUGUUCUGCGUGGGUGCACAGCCUCAGAAUGUGUGAGAAUCUAUUUGACUGUGGCCCGCAAAUGGCCUCUUUUCGGGGCCAAGCUGUUCAGUGCCAAGCCUUUGCCGCCUUCUUCAAUAGACCAAACUCAAGUGUGGCUGGCUGUUAAUGAAGAUGGACUGAGUGUUCUGGAUUACACCAUGCAUCCUUUAGUCACAUAUCCAUACCAGUCGGUGAUCACCUUUGGGGGCUGCAGGGAGGACUUCAUGGUUGUGGUCAGCCAGAUUAAAGACCAGGCUUUGGGCAAGAAGACUGUAGAUAAACUUUUAUUCACAAUGGCUAAACCAAAGAUCCUUGAACUGACUCUUCUCAUGGCUAGUUAUAUCAAUUACUGGACCUCCAGUUUGCCAGGUGCCAGCAACCAGACCCAAGGCUUUGCACUGGGACCUCAAGGAGACAGAAGGCUAUGGGACAUAGACAGCAAACACUUUCCAUCAAUGACAUACACUACUAAAGGCCCCACUCUUCUUUAAAUGCUUCGAUACAUUGACAGUUCUUUAAAAGGACUGCAUGCAGUCAUGCAUAGAUACAUAUGUGCUCUUCAAACUCUUUUAAACUGCAUUGAGGUCAUUUAGUUAGUAAGCGAUAGUAUGAUUCACACUUGUGUUGGAAAGUUAGUAUUAACUAUUAAAGUUCAUAUCAUAAACUGUGAUGAGUUUAUGAUAUGAACUUUAAUAGUUAAUCACAUAAUAGUUGACCUAUCAUGUGACAACCCAGUUUCAAGGCAGUUUGUGGCAUUGGCACGAAAUUUGGAAUGUAUUUAUUCAUGUUAAUGGACACAAAUUUGCACCUUUUUUCGCGUCACUCAGCAAGACUUUCAAUACACAGGCCGCGUGUGUAUGUGCAUUUAUAUAUUGAUAACCGGAUAUCAAAAGAAGUCGUACAUAUUUUAGGAGGUGGCUAACCAACAUCACCCCAAACCCUAAAAUUGCAGCCGCAAAUGCUAAUUUAGCUAAAAACGUGAGUUUCACGAGGUGGCAAAGCAAUGAUAAAUGGCUACCCUAACCCUGCCCUUAAACCUAACGUCACAGGGGCAAAGUCAAAUCAUUACAAAACAUACGAAUGAGAUCGUAGGAAAUGGGUAUUCACAUGAAUGAGCCACUUUGUAAAAUAGGUAUGAAUUCCCAUCAGAUUGCGUUGAUAUAUAUUUAUACAUACGAAAGAUACCGCGUAUUAAAAUUUGUUAGAUUGAAACUUGUGCUGGGGCACACGAAAAAAAGGGGAAAUUUGUGUCCAUGAACAUGAAUUACAGUUCGUGACAAUGUCACAAAUUCCCGUGAGACUGUAUAGUACGUGAACCUGCACACUUCUUGAUCAGGGUGGCUUUACAAAUGGAGACUCGCUGUAAACCACCCACCUAGUCAGUGUAGCUCCAACUUUGUAUUUGUUGUCUGAAAUACAAAAAUGUUGGAGCUUAUUUGCUCUAAACUGGAUGCCUUGUGGAAUUACAGUCGAUUUUUUUAUUUGUGCAUUUUCUUUUGAUUUUAUUUUAGUUUAGCGUUCUAUGUUUGUUCCGGAUAUUUUCACUGUGUAACGGUAAAUUACUUAAAGCAUUGGUUCUCAAACUGGGGGCCCCAAAGAUGGAUCCGGGGGGCCACAGAUUUUGUGGCAUUUUAUGAAAUAUAGAAAUUUAUCAUAGAUUUUAUGCAAUCAAACAUCAGAAAAAUGACACCACCAACCAAAAGAAUUGAGGUUCCAGCAUUGUAUAACUGAAUGUUUUUGGUUUAAUUAAAAUUCUAAGUUUAAGAUUAUACGUCUUUAUAUGGGGGGCCGCAAAGCGAUGCACUUAACACAAAGGGGGCCUUACAACGAAAAAGUUUGAGAACCACUGAAUUAAAGGUACUGUACUGUUAGUUAUUGAAGUCCAUACAGUGAAUUCACUUAAAAACACAGAUUACACAGAUAGUUAUCUUGAGUACAUUUAAUACAUAUUGUAUGUUGGAAAGAAGCUAACCAACUAGCUAUGGUUAUGCUUGCAUGGUAAACUGUUCUAUAUACAGUAUCUCUAAUUUCCUAACUGAGUGUAAUGUGAUUUUAUUGAAAUGGCCAGCUGAAAUGGGGCACGUCUAGUUAGGUGAUGUCUCACAUCUACAGGGUUGAUUCUCAUUUAUUGCAUGACUAAAUUUGUCUAUGCAGGAAAUCACAUGAUAAUCAGCACUGUGUGUUUUUUUAGAUCGUUACAGAAAUCUUUUGUCACAUGCCAUGCUACUUGCUCCCCGGGCGCUGUAGUGAUAGCUGCCCACUGCUCCGGGGGUACGUGUGUUCACUACUCUCUGGAUGGGUUAAAUGCAGAGGUCACAUUUCGUUGCCUUGUACUUGUACAUGUGCAAUGACAAUAAAUUGAAUCCAAAUCCAAAUCCAAUUGUAGUCCCAGAUGUAAUGCUUAAUCUGAGCCAAACUGUUAGUAGUAAUAUUGAGAUGCAGAAGGACAUAGACACUUUUUAUUCGCAAGACAUUGUCUCUUUUAAAAGAAUGACGGACCACCCCACAUAUGUCUCAACAAAACGUUAAUAUGUGCAAGAACAUAUGUUUUCGUGAACUUUGUAACUUGCCAGGCUUUGUCAUUGUCAUGUUUUUUAAAUGUUUCUGUAUAUUUCCCUAGCAGUUAGAUCUCGAAAAAUACUUAGCCUAGUAUAAUUCUUAGUAUAUCAAUACAAUGCUACUUUGAAAGAUAUAACAUGUUUUUAGCUGUCAAAAAGUACAGUGUGAAUUACUCUGCAUCUGUUUUGAAAACAGAUAAUUGAAAAAGUUCACUGUAUAUACCCUUAAUAUUGCAGUUUUAAAGAAAUAAGAGGGAAAAGCAUUAUAGGGAGGACAUUUUGAAAAGAGCUACAAUAAUAAAACAAGUAACUUGAAUUAUUCUAUGAAUUUCUAUGAAACCACUGUUUCUGUAUUUUAAAUAUUUAUUUUAGCAUUUUGUUUUAAAACAUGUUUUACUGUAAUCAAUUUAUUUUGUUUUACCAGUUUAGUUACUUUUUUUUUAGAAACUUGAGAAAGUGGCUUAGGAAUAAAGUUACUUUUGUCACUGCAAAGAUGUCUAAAAAUGUGGUGGUACAAACAAACUCAAAGAGAGAUUGUUGAAAAUAAAACUUUCAUUGUG